AUGGGUGCAGGUAAUAGCAGUGGUCCCGUUGCCGAUUAUGGGUACGGCCCUACAAAUGGUCCUCACACGUGGUGUUUGACUGCUAAACACGCUGCUGGAGGAAAACAAUCUCCAGUGAACAUUGUAACAGACAAAUGUGAGGAAAAACUCGAUUUUCCUGAACUUUUAAUGAAACCUUUGGAAUCCGGUCUGCAAGAAAUCAAAAAGGGGAAGCACAAUUUUAGUAUCACGUUUCCGCAAGAAAAAAAACAUUGUAUAUUUUCCCGUGCAUUAGGUGCGUGUGUAGAAGGCGGACCUUUACGAGAACGGUAUAUUCUGCAACAAUUUCAUUUUCACUGGGGACAUGAAAGCAAAUGGGGUUCGGAGCAUCAUAUAGACGGCUUCAGCCAUUCCGCUGAAAUGCAUUUAGUAUUUCUUGCCGAACGUUACUCUGACCAGAAGGAAGCACUCGAGGACCCUGAGGGGCUUUGCGUAGUUGGAGUCUUCCUUCGUGCCGGAGCCAAAGAAAACGUUGGUUUCCAACCCCUGGUGACAGCUGUAGAAAAAGCGAAAACUGACAGCGAAUGUGUCCUGGACACGCCAAUUGAUAUCUUUGCAAUCUUACCAAAUUUGUCUCGGUACUACACCUACGAAGGAUCACUGACAACACCACCGUGUUCCGAAUGCGUCCGCUGGAUUAUUUGUGCCGAUCCUGUAGAAAUUUCGGACACACAGGAUGUUGCCGAUGGAGGUGAUGAGAAAGAGGAGUACGACGAGCACAUGCGCUACACCUCCAAAUCGACGUCUGAUGAACUGAGGGAAACUUUUGACACCCGGCGCCUCGGUCCGCAUCUCCAGCAGAAAGAUCGCGAACAUGGCAGAGGCGAAGGCCCUAGCAACGGCGUCAAUGAUGGGUCCGGCAAUCCCAUUCUUGAUUCACAUAAGAUAGUCAAAGAUCAAAUACAGUCGCAAGGGAUUGUUACGAGAAUUUGCAGUCUUUACGUCCUCUUUCUGAAUACAAAGACUGUAAACAUCACAACAGAUGAGUUCUACAAAGUACUGGAGAAGCAUAUUAAUGUGGUGAUGCGAAUAUGUACUCCCUGCUUUUUCUCUGGGUAA
Molecule: messenger RNA, 1098 nt
Organism: Dibothriocephalus latus
Lineage: Eukaryota; Metazoa; Platyhelminthes; Cestoda; Diphyllobothriidea; Diphyllobothriidae
Source: the annotation of a GenBank genome assembly